Molecule: messenger RNA, 1002 nt
Organism: Colletotrichum chrysophilum
Lineage: Eukaryota; Fungi; Ascomycota; Sordariomycetes; Glomerellales; Glomerellaceae
Gene: TCA8
Product: Succinate--CoA ligase [ADP-forming] subunit alpha, mitochondrial
Exons: 5
Coding region: 1-1002 (333 amino acids)
Biological process (GO): tricarboxylic acid cycle
Cellular component (GO): mitochondrion; succinate-CoA ligase complex (ADP-forming)
Molecular function (GO): succinate-CoA ligase (GDP-forming) activity; succinate-CoA ligase (ADP-forming) activity
Source: RefSeq, a predicted model, not a curated record
AUGCAGUCCUUCUCGAGACAGAUGCGCCCGGCAGGCAAGCUGCUGAACCAGGCCGCCAGACGGUCCUACAGCGCCGCCACCGGCCCUUACACCAAGACCAUCGACAACCUGCGCAUCAACGGCGAGACCAAGGUCCUCUUCCAGGGCUUCACCGGCAAGCAGGGAACCUUCCACGCGCAGCAGGCCAUCGACUACGGCACCAAGGUCGUCGGUGGAACGAACCCCAAGAAGGCCGGCCAGGAGCACCUCGGUCUCCCCGUCUUCGGCAACGUCAGCGAGGCCGUCAAGGAGACUGGCGCUACUGCCACUGCCAUCUUCGUCCCCCCCCCUCUGGCCGCCGCCGGUAUCGAGGAGGCCAUCGCCGCCGAGAUCCCCCUCGUCGUCUGCAUUACUGAGGGUAUCCCCCAGCAUGACAUGGUCCGCAUCACCAACAUGCUCAAGACGCAAUCCAAGACCCGCCUCGUCGGCCCUAACUGCCCCGGCAUCAUCGCCCCCGGCCAGUGCAAGAUCGGCAUCAUGCCCGGCUUCAUCCACAAGCGCGGCCGCAUCGGUAUCGUCUCCCGCUCCGGCACCCUGACCUACGAGGCCGUCAACCAGACCACCCAGGCCGGCCUCGGCCAGUCCCUCGUCGUCGGCAUCGGCGGUGACCCCUUCUCCGGCACCAACUUCAUCGACUGCCUCAACGUCUUCCUCAAGGACGAGGAGACGGACGGCAUUAUCAUGAUCGGCGAGAUCGGUGGUUCCGCCGAGGAGGACGCCGCCGACUUCCUGCGCGCCAACAACACCGUCAACGGCGGCAAGCCCGUCGUCUCCUUCAUCGCCGGUAUCUCCGCGCCCCCCGGCCGCCGCAUGGGUCACGCCGGUGCCAUCGUCUCCGGCGGCAAGGGCGGUGCCGACUCCAAGAUCUCCGCCCUCAAGUCCGCCGGCGUCAUCGUCGAGCCCUCCCCCGCCGGCCUCGGCAAGGCCCUGUACGACGAGUUCGUCCGCCGCGACCUCCUGUAA